Messenger RNA from Aaosphaeria arxii CBS 175.79, 1065 nucleotides. RefSeq lists its product as uncharacterized. The transcript has 3 exons. The coding region runs from base 1 to 1065 and encodes 354 amino acids. The record is from RefSeq and is a predicted model, not a curated record. Lineage: Eukaryota; Fungi; Ascomycota; Dothideomycetes; Pleosporales.
AUGGUCCCACCUUGGGUAAUUUUUGACGAGUCUGCUGCUUUCGGGGGAGAUUGUGACAAUGGAGCCGAGCCAGACAUUUCUGGUAUCGGUGUAGUGAUUGCAUUUGUCUUCGCAAGCAUCAUGACUACAGCAGCAUCGAUUCUAGCUAUGCUCCUCGACCAAACGUUCAAUAUCAAGAAAGGACACUUCGAAUUUCGAAAACCCCUAAAAUACUUCCGCGACAAGUUCCUUCGAACAGAAUGGAGGAUGAAUUACGCAUGGCGACCGUUUCUGGAUCCGCUCAUCAUUGGGCUGGGAGAUCAGCAGCUCAUUACCGGAUAUGCUGUCCUGCUCAGUGGCUGGAUGAAGGUUGCCCAGAAUAGCCUCGAACUACAAGGCGCCCACUUCGUUCUCAUCCUCUACAUUUGCACAUUAUCGUCGUCUUCUCACCUCGCCGCCCUUAUCACCCUUCGUAAAUACUUCCAAACGUACAAAUUGAUCGCCAAGAUUCGCAUGACGAUGGUCGUCGUCUUUGCCCUCUUCCUGCUAUGCUCUAUGAUUGCCUCGCUUGCUGUACGGCCACAUCAUGGCGACUACAGGGGAAGUUCCGAAUCGCAACAAAGAGCUCAUCGUCUAUCGUUCCUUGUUCCCAUGUUCUUUAUGCUUGUUGGGUACUCGACGGCGCUGAUAUGCAUCCUAUAUCGUCCGAGGCAAACAGAACUAGCAUACCGAUCCAAUGACAUGGCUGGACUGUCAAGCAUGUCGCUCGUGCGCCGGGGGGCUUCCUUUGACAGCGAAGCUGCUCUUCCCAAGAACGUUGGCUCGUGCAUCAUGUUUUUCCUCGUCCUAAACCCGCUUCUUGCGUUCAUCAUUCAGAUCAUAUUGAUGAUAUUGUCUGUUGUUCUAGUUCUGAGUCAGAAGUUCUCCAGACCCCAAGACAAGAAACGCUGGUGUGGAUUGGAUGAUGCUGGGGAGAAUACAUGGGAGUUCGGACAGACGUUGAGUGUGGUCAUGUUGCUGUUGCCCGCUAUGAGUGCUGGGCAAACAUAUCUGGAGGGAAGACAGGUCAUCAAAGACGCGCACUGA